This is a messenger RNA of Strongyloides ratti, 2193 nucleotides long. RefSeq names its product Prospero homeobox protein 1. Gene Ontology annotation, biological process: regulation of transcription by RNA polymerase II. Gene Ontology annotation, molecular function: RNA polymerase II cis-regulatory region sequence-specific DNA binding; DNA-binding transcription factor activity, RNA polymerase II-specific. The record is from RefSeq and is a predicted model, not a curated record. NCBI's taxonomy places the organism in Eukaryota, Metazoa, Nematoda, Chromadorea, Rhabditida, Strongyloididae. Gene Ontology annotation, cellular component: nucleus. Bases 1 to 2193 code for a protein of 730 amino acids. The transcript has 6 exons.
AUGUUUCAAGAUAAACUCAAAUUACAAUUAUAUAUAUAUAAUAUUUUUUAUCCAUCUUAUAUUUGUCCAGAAGCACCUGGUAAUAUACUGUAUACUCUUAAAUAUUUGUAUCAGAUAACAAAAAGGAUGUCUUCUGGUGGAGCCAUACCAAGUUCCCUAUUACACACAACUAACUUUCCACUUCCUCCUUUAUUUCCACAAGCUAAUUUCAAGAUUCCUGGUCUUAAUGUAUCAAAUUUAUUGCCAACAAGCAAUAGUAAUCAUAAUUCACCAUCACCACAGAGAAUUAAAACAAAACGAGUUCGCCAACGUGUCGACGCUGGAGAACCAAGAAAUUCAUACCAAAACACUACUAAUCAUACAACUUUUCUUCAGAACAAAAUUCGUCAACCAAUUUCCAAUAACAUGAAUAAUAUAACUCCAAUAUCUAACAAUUCUAUUUUUAAUAAUUCAAAUAGUAAUUCUUUAAUCGGAUCAAAUCUUAGUACAUCUUCUGAAUUGCUUGAAUUAACAUUAAAAAAUAUUGCUGCAAAUAAUAGUAGUAAUAAUAUUGAUGGUGAAAGAAAUAAUAAAAUUAAUGAUGAUUUAUUUGAACAGGAUGUUGAAAAUGUUAAAGAUGAAAAUGUUUCUGAUGGUGAAGAUAAAGAAUCAGAAGAGUCAAAUUCUCUUACGUCAUCAUCAUCAUCAAAAAGAAAAUCAUUUACACCUAAACAAUUACUUGAAGAAGAUGGUGAAGAUUCACAUGAAAGUACUAAUUCUCCAAAUUUAGAUCAAUCCGGUGGUGAUGAAACUGUAAGUGAAAGUGGUAAUAUUGAUGGAAUUGAAAAUAAUAAACCAGAUAAUUCAAAUCAAGACACCACAACAAUUGUAUCUGAUAUAAAUCAACAUUUAGGUGAUGGUUUAUCUAAAUUUCAUGAAUAUAUGGAAGUACAAAAACGUAUAUAUAGUGGUUUCUUGGAGCAACAAAAAAAAGUUGGAAUUAUAGAAGAAGCUAAAAAAAAUGGAUUGACAAAUAAUAUUAAUUCUAACUUUGCAAAUUCUCUUACUAUGGUACAAAAUAAUAAUCAGAUAAGUAGAGACAUGCAAAGAUUAGCAAGCGCCUUAAAACAAGAAAUUCUUACAUCUCUGACCGGUAGUAUUGAUAAAGUUAUUGCUGAUUUUACAUCUCAAGAAAUUGCUUCAAGAAUUGGAAAUAUAAAUAAUUGUAAUUUUCCAUUUAAUAAUGCAUCAGAAAACAAUAAUUUACUAGGAAGAUCACCAUUAAUUAUGCAAUCAUUAUAUAACAAUCAAUUUAAUAAUGUUAAUCAAAAUUCAACAACAACUAAUUCAUCAAGUGGAAUAUUUCCAAAUCCUUUAACUAGUGGUUCCUUUAAUCCAUUUACAACUUCUGCUUUAAUAGGUAAUAUGUCAUCAUUGAUAGGUGGUAUUCGUCAAAAUGAUGAUGAAUGCCUACCACCAAGAAAAAAAAGAAGUAAAGUAACAGAUUCUGUUAGAAUAUCUCGUUACACAUCUAGUCAAAAUUCUGGCUCAGUUCCAAAUUCAGAAAGAAAUUCACCAACACUUCCCUUUAAUUUUACAUCAUCUCUUGUUAAUCAUUCAUUAUAUGGAAAUUCAUCUUUUAUGAAUUUAAAUGGAAACAAUGAGGAAAGAGAUGAAUCUCCAAUUAAUUCUGAUGAGUUAUCUGAUUAUGGAACAAAUUAUGAUGGUCCACAAAAUUCACAAUUAACACCUAUGCAUUUAAGGAAGGCAAAGUUGAUGUUUUUUUAUACUAGAUAUCCAAGUAGUGCUUUGUUAAAAACAUACUUUCCUGAUAUUAGAUUUAACAAAAAUAAUACAGCACAACUUGUUAAGUGGUUUUCUAAUUUUAGGGAAUUUUUUUAUAGUCAAAUGGAGAAGUAUGCUAGACAAGCAAUUGCUGAAGGAAUUAAAACUAGGGAUGAAGUUGUUGUAACACCAGAAUCUGAAAUAUAUAAACAAUUAAAUCAACAUUAUAAUAGAAAUAAUCAUAUUCAACCACCGGAAAGGCUUCAUUUAGUUAUUCAAGAAACAUUAAGAGAAUUUUUUUGUGCUAUUCAACAUGGUAAAGAUGCUGAUCCAAGUUGGAAAAAAAGUAUUUAUAAAGUUAUCAAUAGACUUGAUGAAACUAUUCCUGAAUAUUUUAAAGAUCCUAACUUUCUUGAAAGAUUAGAAUAA